AUGGCGGACGAGAGUCUCACGCCUGAGACCCUGUCCGGCCGCAACCUCAAGGCCGUCGCCGACUACAUCAAGGAAGGCAAAGCCGAACGCAUCGUCGUCAUGACCGGUGCCGGCAUUUCCACCGCCGCGGGAAUACCCGACUUUCGCUCCCCCGGCACAGGCCUCUACGCCAACCUGGCCCGGCUCAAGCUCCCCUACGCCGAGGCCGUCUUCGACAUUGACUACUUCCAGAAACACCCAGAACCCUUCUACUGCCUCGCCAAGGAGCUCUACCCGGGCCGCUUCCACCCGACCGUGUCGCACGCCUUCAUCGCGCUCCUCGCGCAGAAGGGCCUGCUGCUCAUGAACUUUACCCAAAACAUCGACUGCCUCGAGCGCAGCGCCGGCGUGCCGAGCGACCUCAUCAUCGAGGCCCACGGCAGCUUCGCCACCCAGCGCUGCAUCGCCUGCCAGGCGCCCUUCCCCGACGACGCCAUGCGCCGCCACGUGCUGGACGAGGUGGUGCCGCGCUGCGCGGACGAGGCGUGCAGCGGCGGCCUCGUGAAGCCCGAUAUCGUCUUCUUCGGCGAGGCCCUGCCGGCGCGCUUCCGCGACAACACGCACCUCGCCGCGCGCGCCGACCUCGUCGUCGUCCUCGGCACGAGCCUCAGCGUCUACCCCUUUGCCGGCCUGCCCGAGCACGCGCGCCCCGGCGUGCCGCGCCUGCUGCUGAACCGGGAGCGCGUCGGCCGCGUCGGCCAGCGCGCCGACGACGUCGUCGAGCUCGGCGCCUGCGAUGACGGCGUGCGCAAGCUCGCGGCGCUGCUGGGCUGGGGCGACGAGCUCGAGGCGCUGUGGCGCCGCGUCGUCGGCGACAAGGAGGCCGCGAGGCAGCGGGCCGCGGCGGAGAAGGGCGAGGACGCGAUGCGGGACGAGGUCGACAAGCUGACGCGCGAGGUCGAGAGCGCGCUGCGGCUGGAUGCUGACGAUGGCCGCGGGGAGGGGGAGGGGGAGGGGGAGGGGGAGGGGGCUGCCGAGGCGACCUCGCCUGGGGCCCCCCCGAACGAGAAGGACGAGGGGGACACCAGCGAGGAGGCAUCAGCACGCAUUCCGUUGGAGACUCCGUGGAAGGCCGCCGACACGACUGCCGUGAAGGAGACGACGGGCGCAGCCGAGUCGAAGCCGCGAGACGCUACUGCGACAGCCGACGACGACUCCGCUGCGAGGGCCAGCCAUACAGUUACACCAAACGUCGUAGACAGGUCGACGCGCUUGUCGGAAGACCCGGGAAGCGGACGCGAACCAGAGUCAUGA
Messenger RNA from Verticillium nonalfalfae, 1293 nucleotides. RefSeq names its product Sir2 histone deacetylase Hst2 (gene HST2). Lineage: Eukaryota; Fungi; Ascomycota; Sordariomycetes; Glomerellales; Plectosphaerellaceae. The transcript has 2 exons. The record is from RefSeq and is a predicted model, not a curated record. Gene Ontology annotation, molecular function: NAD+ binding. The coding region runs from base 1 to 1293 and encodes 430 amino acids.